Messenger RNA from Porites evermanni, 1056 nucleotides. Lineage: Eukaryota; Metazoa; Cnidaria; Anthozoa; Scleractinia; Poritidae. The record is from the annotation of a GenBank genome assembly.
AUGGCCGCAGAGGUGAGUAAUAAUACGACAGCAAGCUCCAGCCCUACACCGCAGUGUCCAGCUUUCUCCGAACCGUACAUGGAGCAAGUUCUCAAGUGUGUUGCCUACUCAAUCAUAUUGUUCUGUUCUCUCGUUGGAAAUGUGCUUGUUAUUUGCGUGGUUCUUCUAAACAGGCAUAUGCGAACUGUUACAAAUUACCUUAUAGUCAAUAUGGCCGUAGCAGACCUACUCAACACGGCAUUCAACAUGCCUAUAACCAUUUCAGUGAUCUCGGGCAGCCAAAUCGAAUGGUCUGAAAGCGUCGCUGCAGAAAUUUUAUGCAAGUUCAUCCCCUUUAGCCAGUCUCUCUCCAUUGCAAGCUCGGUGUUCAGCUUGACAGCGAUAGCUGUUGACCGUUUUCUAGCGGUUAUGUAUCCUUUAAAACACUACAUCAGUUUCCAUGCAGCCUAUGUCCUCAUUGUGGUCGUCUGGAUUGUAGGGAUUGCUGUCAACUCUCCGUUUCUGUACGCACAAAAAAUUAUCGUGUCAGAAGAAGACGGGGUCAGAAUUUCAUACUGCGAAGAAAUUUGGACCCCAGUUUUCGGAGAAAAUGCGGCUAAAGACUUCACCAUUGUUUUAUUUGUAUUGCUUUACGCAGUUCCACUUCUGACAAUGUCUGUUCUAUACAGUUUUGUGGUUUACAAACUUUGGGUUAGAAAAGAGCUUGGGAAUCAAACGACCGAGAACCAACUCCGCGCCGAGAAAUCCAGAAAGAAAGUUCUCAAGAUGCUAAUAGUAGUUGUGACUCUGUUUGCUCUGUGCUGGCUCCCAAUAUAUAUUAUCCAGUUUAUUCGGUUUUUUGGGUUCGAGAGGUUUCCCUGUGGACCUCCGCCUGUUUUUGCUUUUCUUGCCUACUUCUUGGGUCAUACAAACAGCGUUUUAAAUCCCGCCAUUUACGUGAUAUUCAGCAGCAAUUUUAGAAAGGGUUUUAGGGACGUUCUCCUUUGCCGAUUUCGUCGUAGCAAUAGUCCAACAAACCUUGCGCGGUACGAAUGGUACCGCCUUCGGCGCAGAUAA